CGCCCAUAGAUCCAGCCUAGCGAAAUCAGCUAAUCUCCCUCAACCCGCUCGUACCGAUCACUCAUCUCAGACCCUCCGCAUCGCUCGUGCUGCCGACUGUGCACUCCAUCGAACCCCUCACCCCUCAUAUCCUCUCCAUACCCGUCAUUGCUGCUCCAUCGCGGAUACAUAUACCUGUUUAGACCGGCAAGAUGGGAGGUCAAAUAUCCAAGAUGAUGAACAAGAUCUUCGGAUCCAAGGAGAUGCGGCUGUUGAUGCUGGGCCUCGACGCCGCAGGCAAGACGACCAUCCUCUACAAACUCAAACUCGACCAGGACGUCACCACCAUCCCGACCGUCGGCUUCAACGUCGAGUCCGUCACAUACAAGAACACCAAAUUCAACGUGUGGGACGUCGGAGGCCAGGACAAGAUUCGUCCGCUGUGGAGGCACUACUUUUCCGGAACGCAAGGUCUCAUCUUCGUCAUCGACUCGAAUGAUCGCGAUCGCAUCGACGAGGCGCGCACGGAGCUCACGCGUAUCAUUCAGGAUAGAGAGAUGAAGGACGCGCUGUUGCUCGUGUUUGCGAAUAAGCAGGAUCUACAAGGGGCAAUGCGCCCCCAAGAAGUCUCCGAACGCCUGCAACUAGAAAAGAUUGCCAAAGACCAUGUCUGGAAGGUCGAGCCUAGUUGCGCAACCACGGGCGAGGGCAUCUUCGAGGGCUUGGCAUGGCUCUCCAAUAACGUCAAACUUCCCGCCGGCGCCAAAUAGACUUUCUCGAUUGAAUGAUGCAUUCCUUGUGCUCUGCCUGUUUUUCUCUGCACUCUCCUGCUUAUACCCCCGUCAGAGAGGUUUUUGUGUCUGCUAGGGUUCUGUUAUGUUUGCCCCUUUUUGAGCGGUACGGAUUUGUAAUAUUGAGUGUGGCGCGCUUGUGGGGAUGAGCGGAUUCUCUUCACCUUCUCCUUCUUCUCCUUCUACUUCUUCUUUUGCUGCUGCUGAUUGCGCAAG
Messenger RNA from Westerdykella ornata, 986 nucleotides. RefSeq names its product ARF/SAR superfamily. Bases 192 to 749 code for a protein of 185 amino acids. Gene Ontology annotation, biological process: vesicle-mediated transport; intracellular protein transport. Gene Ontology annotation, molecular function: GTP binding; GTPase activity. Lineage: Eukaryota; Fungi; Ascomycota; Dothideomycetes; Pleosporales; Sporormiaceae. Gene Ontology annotation, cellular component: cytoplasm. The record is from RefSeq and is a predicted model, not a curated record. The transcript is spliced from 5 exons.